Nasonia vitripennis (jewel wasp) is the source of this 4952-nucleotide messenger RNA. RefSeq lists its product as uncharacterized. Lineage: Eukaryota; Metazoa; Arthropoda; Insecta; Hymenoptera; Pteromalidae. The coding region runs from base 869 to 4489 and encodes 1206 amino acids. The record is from RefSeq and is a predicted model, not a curated record. The transcript has 10 exons.
GCGGCUGCUGCUGCUUCCACCGCCGCCGCCGCUGCUGCUAAUCUUCUCUCCCGCGAGGCAGCGAGCCGAACCGGCGCUGUUGCAGACAGACGCGCGCUUCCCUCCACCUUCGACGCAUCGCCGCCGUCGUGCUGCCUUCGCUGGAAGCUGGGACGUCUUCUUUUUGGACUGUGCCGAUGUGAUUGCCGGUUUGGACGGAUUCGUUUUUUGCUCUCGGUUUGCUGCAGUGAAGUGCGGAUUCUUUUCUUGUUUCUCUUAUACUCGGUGUGAUUGCCGAGGGAAGUGCGAGACGACUUUUAUUUCCAGAAGUGAGGCUGUACAGUGUUUUUAUUUUUUAAACAGUUUCGUGAAUACUCGAUUCGAGUUCGAGAUAAAAAAAAAAGUUUAACGAAAAUGGCAAACAGGCCGAAGGAAGACAGGGAAGGUUUCCUCCGCGACUUCUGCUUAUCAUAUAGAUUGCAGAAAAGGAUGAAGCAGGAAGCGAGCCAGAAAGUCGAUUAACAAGUUUCUCCGCGAGCGGAGCGCAUCUCUCCUUUUUCUCUCUCUCUUUCUCCUCUUUAGUACAUACACACACGCGUCGCCGGACGUUCAGUAGGUUAAUCCAGUGUAUCGCGGUGCCAGAUCGUGCAGCGUUUUUUCUUCUCGCAUUUUACCAGAGAUAUACCUACAGCUCCGGAGGCUGCCCCGGACCGACGUCGUGCGAUGCAAAUCAUUCCAGUGGUCGUCACGGAGUUCGGUUCCGGUCCGAUCAUAAUUAGAUACAGCCCACGCGACCGAUAGUCAUAAACAUCUACCCCGACUCUCAUCAAUACGUCAGCUCGAGAGGAAGACCACCCGCACCUACCCACAGCUAAAAGAGGCAGAAAACAUGACCGACACGAUGUCGUGCUGCGAUGGUUUCCGGCUUCCUGCGGCGAGCGAGUGCUCGUUGCGCAGCAAGGCUCGGAUCGACGCCCUGUUCGAGGACUCGCGAUCGGUCUGCAGUUCCAGUUUCGCGGGAGCCGGACCUUGGGCCUCGGUACAGGACGCUGAAGGAUGUUGCGCGGGUGACGAGGACCAGCGCAGGGUCAACAGCGCCGUGCAGGCCAGGAUCGAGGCCAUGUUCGCCUCGGUCGAGGCCGAGAGCUCGGUGCCAGGCGAGUGUGCCGCUGCUGUCUUACCGGUGAAGUACAUGGGCGCAGCACCGGUGGGCGGCCGCGUGGCCUCGGUGCGCGGGCUUCAGGAGCCUCUGCGCCAGCUGGUCGAGCGCAUCGCCGACUCCGUGAACGCCGAGCUCGAGGUCUCGCGUCGCGGUCUCACCUUUCGCACGAGCGAGCUCCACGAGAAGAACAAUCCCUUUCGACGAAUCGCCGUCUGGAGCGCGCUCAAGUUGCAGACUCGACGCCGGCACAAUAACUCGAACGCACAGGAUCUGCUGCACGCAUUCGUGCCCCUGGUAGCAGACGACCGACCGUCCGGUCCCUCGAGUUCCCUGAGCAACAACAACAGCGACGACCGUCACGCGGAGCUGUACCGAACGAUGCGCGGCCUCGCCAAGGACGUGGAGAACUACCCCCCGAUCUUCGCGGUGGUGAUGCGUCGUCCUGGCGCUGCACGAUUGCUCGAGUGUCACGCGUUCGCCUGUCGUUGCGAGGAAGACGCCAUCGCCGCCGCGGCUACUCUCUACCGAGCUCUGCUAGCCGACCUGGAAGCCACGUCCAGAAGGCCGAGGCAGAAGAACGGAUUGGGCUGCGUCAGCCUGGCGUCGGUGGCGUCGAGCGUCAGGGAGACCAGCCCUGGGUCCAGGAGGAGAGGCAGUUUGGACUUUCUGAGUAGCAGGACGGACGUGGUGAGCGAGAAAGCUGCUCCUCCACCGCCACCUCCACCACCAGCAGCGCUUCAUCAGCCGACGAGGCCUCCGAGAGUCAAGAAGCACUCGGUAAGCAGCAGCGUGAACACGGAGAGCGAUCACAGUUCGUCGUCGCCCUGCACGAACGUCAGCGUCGUCGACAAGGCGCAACGUCGUGUGAAGAAGAACUCGGACGUCAAAGCUGAGGACGUUCUCGAGGCCCGUAGUCGAGUCUACUCGCCCGUGAGGGAUCCAAACGCGAAGGAGUCCAACGCAGUGGCGAGGCGAAAGGAGAGCAAUUCGAGCUCGACGUCCUCAUCGAAUUUGGAGCAAACCAAGGAGGAGCGGCGCAUGAACGCGAAAAACAAGAUCUACGGCAGCAGGAGUUCCCAGAACCUGGUGGCGUCGGAAGAGGUGCAGGUGAUCGAGAAGAUCUACAGCCGGGAGAACGACAAAUCGUCGAGCGAUCGCGAACGCAGCGGUUCCUGCGACUUCAGCUGCUGCACUGAGAAUUCGCUCUACGAGAGCACCCGCAUCUACUCCAAAGCUGGUAAUCCCGGAUCCAACGAAAGGGUCUACGAGGUAACCAGGCCCUCGGGCCGCUCGACGCCGAGCAGCCGCAAAUCGACGACGGGCUCCUCCUCCGGCAGGCCGCCGGCGCCGGCGCCGAGUAGACCCGAGGAAUCCACCCGCGCCGAGCAACGAGGGAGAAGCAGUAGCGCCGCGCGGCAUCGGGACCACUUUCGCGACGUCGACAAGAUUUACAGCCUCGAGUCCGACGACGUCUACUCCAGGGGCUCGAGGGACCAGAGGAUUUACGACGUGACUCGUCCCAACAGACAAACCGCCCCGUCAAUUCGAAGCGACAACAACUCGGUGCGCUCGAACAAGCGCGUCAACCGCGUGUCCACGAUGGACCGUCCCCUCCGUCGUCCGAGCGUCGAGCCACCCCAGCCACCGAGCCUCACCCAACUACCCUCCCAACGAUCUCAACAAUCGCAGCAGCAAGAGCCGCGUCAGCGCAGGAGGAGUCGCGCCGGCAGCGAACCUCCGAUUUCGCGAACCGACGCUGCAGCUGCUGCCGCUGCCUCAGCAGCAGUGAUACUGAAACGAUCCCAGAGCGACCUGGACCUCGACAGAGGCGACCUCAUGACGAGGGUCGAACUGCCCAGGAGGGGAAGCUUCCUGAAACCCGGUAGCGUGAGGAAGAGGGACGGCAUCGAGGGCGGAGGUGGCGGUACUCCUCUCGGUUUCACGGAACUCUUCGACGAGUUCAGGAACCAGGAGGGACUCACUAGUGUCGAUGACAUCCUCGCCGCCAUCAUCGAUCCAGAGGGCAUGUCGUUCAACGACCUGAAGCCCCUCUACAAAGAGUUCCUCCUGAAGCUCGCAGCCACUUUGACCCAGGACGAGCUGUACCAGCGCUCGGCGAGCAUAAUGCGCCGUCGCCGAGGCCGGCCCCAGCGUCGCAGGUCCAGUUGCAGCAACAGCGGCUCUAGUCGGCCCAGUCUCCUGCGCCGGGCCAUCAAGCGAUCGGUAUCGAGGCUGCGCAGCAGCACGAGCGCGCCGACCGAGUUCACCUCCGUGAUCUUCCCGGCAAGGAGACUGAACGAGAGGAGCAGCUGCGGCAGCUCGUCGUCCUGCGACGCUAUGAAAGGGGGACAUGCCAGCAGUGGCUCCGGACAGGCCGAUCGAGGACACUGUCACGGAAGCCGGAGCAACAGGGUGCUGGCGAGCAAACUGGGCAGGAGGAGGUCCACCACGAGGUGCAGCAACUCCAAGAGCAGGAUGGGGCAUACCACGUCGGAGGACAGUGACACGUGUAGACGAUUCGGCCGGGGAAUGAUAGCAGCGAACCGCAGCAGCAGCGGCUACGUCAGCUGCAGCGAGUGCAGCUACGACUCCGAGUCCUGCACCUGCGUCUCGGCGGACAAGUGCUACUGCUCGUUAUCCCGGAAAACUCCGCAAGGCCCGAACUCCAUGGCAGCACAACGAGCGCCAAUGGCGAUGCCAUGUUCGUGUGACACCGACAGCUGCUCCGAGAGCAACAAGUGCUACUGCGCGAGGAAGCCCGGGUUGAUGGGACCCAGUCACUCGAGUCAUUCCAUGCAGCCCAGCAUUCUCGAACAGCUGAGGCAGAAGGGUAUCGUGCCGUCGGAGAGUACGCUGAGCAGAGGCGCCAGUCCGGACAGAACUAAGAGCACGAGGGGUAGCAAGAGCUUGGCCACCAGCAAGAGUCUGGAGUACUUGAAGGUCCGAUCGUCGUCGGUUCGCGGUAGCACAGACAACCUCGCGCUGGACUACGACCUCUUCAGUCCGGGCUACCAGCACAACCACCCUCAGCCAUCCAACAGUCGCCGCUCUUCUCAAUGCUCGUCGGGCAGUGAAAAGGUACUAGUGGUCAGCGCUCGUGAUCCCCAAGGUCGACUGAUCUACGUGGGUGGCAGUGGUCGGGAGGGCAAAAGGUCCUCCCGACACUGCAAGGGCGGGAGACACGGUCGUCAGCCUACCGGACAUCACGAGGCAUUGAGCAUCAAGAAGAGCGCCGAGAUAGCUGCGGUCUUUGGAGGAGGACAGGCCAGGCUCGGUAGAAGAGCCAGCAGCACUUCGAGUCUCAGGAGCUCGGUCAGCUUGGAAGCCGGUCUGGGCUACUUGCCGUGAUUUGUGUAUAAUUUUGUUGAUGAGUUUUUGGAAUGUAAGUAAGCAAGAAAAUUGAAUUCAAUAUCAUACGACGCACGUGUUACGAUUUUCUUCUAAUCUGAAUUGGUGCUGGUCUGUAUGACACUGAAGAUUUAGAUAGGACGAUAUUUUUGAUUAAGAAUGUUUGCUUUAUUUUAAUUUAUUUAUGAAAAUCGUUAAAGGAAUCAUUGCAAGCUAUCUAUGUAAUAACUGAACAUGAAGUGGAUAUAAACACUAAAUCACAGUUACGAAUCUAUAACAGGACACAAGUGCAAUUAGCGGUAAUAAUAAUUGUUUUAUUACAAGGGCUUUAUGAUAAUUAACAUUAUUAUAUUUUAACUAUAAAAAAACUUACAAAUGUCUUACUGUGAAGUAAAAAGAAAUUCAGUUGUAUAUUUACAUAAAUUAUUAAAAAAAUUGUUGACGUAGUAUUGUAAAAUAUGUA